GGUUCCAGGGGAGAACCUCCCCCCCCCGCCCCCACCUCAGGAAGGUUCCAGAGAAGAACCCCGCUCCCACUCCAUCCAGGUCACAAGGGCUGGAGCUCCGAAGGGCCAAGGCCCCCUGAGCCAGGCGAGAGAGGGUCCAAGGAAAGAUGGCCGGCAGUCACCCCUACUUCAACCUGCCCGACUUCACCCAGCCAUCGCCGCCCUCCACUCCGCCCAGCCUCCCCUCGCACCAGCGCUGCCGGCCCUCCGAUGCCACCAAGGGCCUGCUUGUGGCCCUGCUGGGUGGGGGCCUGCCUGCUGGCUUCGUGGGCCCCUUCUCCCGUAUGGCUUACCAGGCUUCCCGCUUUCCCUCGCUGGAGCUGCUCAUCUGUCGAUGUCUCUUCCACCUGCCCAUCGGUCUACUGCUUAAACUGCGCGGCGACCCACUGCUGGGACCUCCCGAUGUCCGGGCCCGGGCCUGCCUGCACGCGCUGCUCAACGUCCUCAGCAUCGGCUGCGCCUACAGCGCCGUGCAGGUCGUGCCGGCCGGCAACGCUGCCACCGUCCGCAAGGGCUCCUCCACCGUCUGCUCGGCCCUCCUCGCCCUCUGCCUCGAGAGCCAGGGUCUCAGCGGUUACGACUGGUGUGGCCUGCUGGGCAGCACCCUGGGACUCAUCAUCAUUGUGGGACCCGGACUCGGGACACUGCAGGAGGGGACCACGGGCCUCUACACCGCCCUGGGCUACGUGCUCGCCUUCCUGGGCGGCCUGGCCUUGUCGCUGGGGCUGCUGGUGUACCGCUCCCUGGACUUCUCCUCUUGCCUACUGACGGUGGCCUUCCUGUUUGGCUUGGUGGGGCUGGUGGGCUCUGUGCCAGGCCUCUUUGUACUGCAGACCCCCGUGCUGCCCGAUGAUCCUCUGAGCUGGAGCUGCGUGGGGGCGGUGGGGAUCCUGGCCCUCGUCUCCUUCGUGUGCGUGAGCUACGCAGUCACCAAGGUCCACCCCGCCCUGGUGUGCGCCGUGCUGCACUCCGAGGUGGUGGUGGCCCUGAUGCUGCAGUACUACGUGCUCUAUGAGACCGUGGCACCUUCUGACAUCAUGGGCGCAGGGGUGGUGUUGGGGAGCAUCGCCAUCAUCACCGCCCAGAACCUCAGCUGUGAGAGGGAAGGGCAGGUGGAGGAGUGACAUCAAACUCGAGAGCCCGGGGGUUGGGGGGUCAGGGGG
Messenger RNA from Hyaena hyaena (striped hyena), 1202 nucleotides. It is a transcript of the gene SLC35G6, whose product is annotated as solute carrier family 35 member G6. Bases 147 to 1163 code for a protein of 338 amino acids. The transcript has 2 exons. Lineage: Eukaryota; Metazoa; Chordata; Mammalia; Carnivora; Hyaenidae. The record is from RefSeq and is a predicted model, not a curated record.